Molecule: messenger RNA, 7045 nt
Organism: Paramecium pentaurelia
Lineage: Eukaryota; Ciliophora; Oligohymenophorea; Peniculida; Parameciidae
Source: the annotation of a GenBank genome assembly
AUGAAUUAUAACCACCACUAAAUCGUGGAUAGAUGGUUGAGGCGAUUCCGUGGAUGUUUGAAUUUCUGUUAUGGAAGCGAUUCAUAGAUGAUAACGAUGGAAUUGCAUAAGGGAGGUGUGCAACUACUGAGUGUACCUUAAAACAAAAACAUAUUUAACACAAGAAAAUAUAGAGUAAAGUUCAUGAUAAUGUUAGUUAUAUAACUUUUUACCUAAAACAUUAUACAGUUCAUUGGAAAGAUUCGGAAACAUCUAUCUUUUAGGGAUUUCCUUAAUAAUGUUGAUUGAUCCAACAUUGUCUCCGUUUUAUAGAUGGAUCACUAUCUUCCCUGUUGGAUUGAGUGUGAUAUUUUAUGUUUUGAUGGAAUUCAUACUAGACAUAAGGAGAUAGAGUCAUGAUCAUAAAAUAAAUAUGUAAACAACAUCUAGAGGAGCCAAAGAUGGUUCAUUGGAAACCAUAAAAUGGAGUGAUAUUCAAAUUGGAGAUGUUCUCUAUCUGAUAAAAGGAGACAUUGUUCCUGCUGAUAUAAUAUUAUUAGAUACAGGAUAAGUAAGAGAUAGAGAGGCAAUAUGUAUGGUAGACACUCAAUACUAUGAUGGUAAAUCUACUCUAACAAAGAAGAAGUCAUCAUAUUUAACACAAUUAAUAGUCUUAAGAACAAGAUUAAAGAAUCAAUUUCCAGAAUAUAGAAAGAUGUUAACUGGAAAAUUGGAAUAUGAAGCACCUAAUGGAAACACUGAAAAAUUUCAUGGAAGAUUGAAAUUAAAGAAGGAUCCAAAAAAUGAAGAAUUAACUAUUGACAAUUUCAUCCCUAAAGGAACAAAGAUUAAAUAGACUUCUUGGUUAUUUGGAUUAGUUGUUUAUGUUGGUGAAAAUACUAAAACUAUGUAAAGUAGUCAUUACAAUGCAUAGAAACAUAGUUUUGAAGAGAAACAAUGUAAUAUCUAUUCAUUUCUCAUGGCAUGUUUAUCACUCUUUUUUACUUUGAUUUCAAUCAUAGUACUCUUGGCAAGAUCAGAUGAAGGUAAUUUUGCAUUAUUGAUUGAUGAGAAUACUACAAAUGGAAUGAAGGUUUUCUAAUUGGCAAUUCUAUAUGCAUAAUUAAUUCCAUCUACUCUUUAUUUACUAUUAGAUUUUGUUAAUUUCAUUUCUUUAUUUAAAUAUGAAAUCAAUUAAAUAGAAGAUAAUAUUAUAAAGUAUGUUAAAAUAAAUACAUCUAAUAAUUUAAGUGAUUUAGGACAUGUUGAUUAUAUGUUAAUAGACAAAACAGGUACUUUGACUACAUCUUAUUAUAAAUUGGAUAAUCUUUUAUUUGGUUCUUUGUCAUUUACUUUAAAUUAUGAUCAAUUAUAAACAACUUUAAAUUUAAAAUCUGCUAAACCUGAAGAUAAUGAGGAUCCAAUUAAAUUUGCUAGUAUAAAUGAUAAUAAUGAAUAUUUAAUACCAUUUGAAUAUGAAAAAAAGAGUAGUCCUACAGAUGUCUAACCAAGUGGUAAAUUAUUGUUGAAAAGUGUAAAAACUUCCAAUAAUAAUCCAGUGUUUAGUUAGAUUACUGCCAUCCCAUAGAAUAAAAGAAUGACUAUGUUAAAUAUGUUAGAGAAUUCAGUCUAAUAACCCUUACCUGAUUAUUUGUAAACACGAAUAUUUUUGCCUUAACCAAAAACUAGAAAUAGUCCUGGAAAUAAUAAUGAUGAAUUCAUUCAAUUAGUGAAUUAAUUAAGAAGUAGUUCUCCAUAAAAAGAAUAUUUAUAAACUGAAGAUAUAAAUACAUUGUAUUAUGAUGCAUUUCUAAAAUGUUUGAUGUUGUGUCAUGAGGCUAGACCAGUAUUUGGGGCUGAUUCUAUUACUUAUGAAUCCUUUUCAAAAAAUGAAGAGAUAUCAUUGACAUUUGCUCGUUCUUGUGGUUACUCACUUGAAAAUUUCAAUAAAUUUGAUAGUCCUGAUAUGUAUUUAUGUAAGGUGAGAGGAAAUCCAAUUUGGUAUCAGGUUUUAGGAUUGAAUUUAUUUACAUAUACUAGAAAUCUGAAUUCAGUUGUGAUAUAGGCACCUAUGACUAUGGAUUUAGAGUUAAAAUAGAAGUACGAAGCAAUCAAUUAAUUAUGUGGAGAAGGAUCAAAAAAUAAUUCAUUAUUAAUUUGUAAAGGAGAUUAUGAGGCAAUAAAAACAAAAUUAUAACUUAAUCAUAAAGAAAGAGAAGAAUUAGAUUCUUAUAUAUAACAUUAUAAAUAAAGAGGAAUAAGAAUGAUUAUUUAUGCAACUAGAGUAUUAAGUGAGAAAGAGACUGAGAGUUAUAAAUAAUAAUUUAAUCUAUUACAUAGUUCUUUGACAAAUCAAGACAUUUUACUAGAAAAAUUAGCAUUAGAAUAUGAAAAAGAAUUGAAUAUUUUGGGAAUGAUUGGAUUUAAAGAAGAAUUAAAAAAUGAUGCAUUAGAUUUUAUUAAAACAGCAAAAGAUUGUAAUAUCAAUAUAUGGUUAUUGAGUGGAGAUUAAGAAGUGUAAACAAUAAGUUGUGCAUAAUCUCUGGAAAUGACAGAGACAUCAAAAUAUCUUAGGAUUGUUGCUACAGAUAAAGAAUAAAUAUGGUUAUAGAUUAAUACAGCUAUAGGACAGAUAUAAAGUGAAUUAUAGAAAAUUCAAGAGAAAUAAUAAGAUAAACAUUUGAGUGAGAAUGCGAUGAGUAGAAGUAUGAUUAAAUCAAGUGUUACUCUUUUUGAAGGAGCUUCAUAUUAAUAAGUAUUAUAAUUUGUUAUGGUUGUUAAUGGUCAUUCUUUAUCAUUGAUAAGUGAAUCACCAGAUUUAAUGAGUCAUUUCAGAUUCUUAUCAUGUGUAUGUAAGAAUGUAAUAGGAUUCAAUAUGAAUCCAUAAUAAAAGGAAUUAGCAUGUAUGAUUAUUCGUAAUUACUUUCCUAAUAAUCCUACUGUUCUGGGAGUGGGAGAUGGUUACAAUGAUGCAUUAAUGAUGUAAGCUGCAAAUGUUAGUAUUGAAAUUAUUAACAGUAAAAGAAACCAUAUUUAUCCUUAAGUAAAUGCAGGAGACAUUAGUGUUAAUACACUAUCUGAAAUAAAAGUGCUUCUAUUAUAGAAAUGCAAAUUACAUAGUGAAAGAGUUUCAUCUAUGAUUAUCUAUUUAUUUUAUUGUGCAGGAUUCUUAGGAAUGACAUUAUUCUUUUUUAAUUGGUUUUGUCAAUUCACUGCAACAUCAUUACAUGAUUCAAUGACAGUAUUUUUAUAUAUCUUUUUGUAUACUACCCCUAAUGCUUUAGUCAUAGGUUUAGCUGAUAAGUAAAGUCAACCUUUUGUGAAUGAUAAAUUUCCUGCCUUUUAUAUUGAUGGAUAAAUCAGAACUCGUAGAUUUUGGUUUUAUUAUUUAAUUGAAGGAUUUUUAGAGUCAUUCAUUUGUGCUGCCUUUACAUUUUAUACAUGUACAUACAUGGUUAAUUAUGCAUGGACUAAUGAUGCUUAUUAAUCAGAUAUGUAAAUGGUAGCAACAUCAAUCAUUUAUUUACUUAUCACUGUAUCUAGUUUUAAAGUAUUGUUUAGACUCAUAUAAAAUAAUGUAAAUAUAGUAGUGAUAGCUUUUCUAUUAACUUUUGGUUUAUUGGUAGGAUUUGUUUUUGUUAAUUAUAGGGGAGAUUUUAGUAAUUUUGAUUAUUAGGAAUUGACUUAUCAGUUAUUUACAAGAUUCAAUAGUAUUGUUGCUAUUGUAUUUAGUCUUAUAGGUUGUUAUUUUAUCAAUUACUUUUUACAUGAUUUUAUUAAAUUGAUAUACUUUCCAAAUGCAUAUUAAUAGUUUGCAUUUUAAAAUAAAAGUGGUGUAGAAUAGGAAGUGAUGACAAAUAAAGAGAUUUUACAUUAAUGUCUAGAUUAACAUGUGUAAUUAUUUAUUAUUAUUAAAUAAUAGUAAUGUUUCAUCCAUCAUAUAAAAGGUAUUCAUUGAUUGUUCAGCAACUUCACCUUAUAUAUAAGAGAUGUUAAAUCCAGGUGAUACAAAAGUAACUGAAAUGAAAUUGAAACCUUUAACACUUGAGAUGAAAGAAUUAGUAUUGGAAUAAAAGUUUUUAGCUCAUAAAUUAAUUUAAUCUUUAAAGCAUUUAAGAUUAUUUUUAUGUAUUCUAUUAUUAUACUAUAUUGCAUAUUGUUUGACAGACUUCUUUUUGACAGAUAAAAGAGUAUUUACAGGAGCAUACUAUUUAGUUGUAUUUGGAAUAAUCUCUAUUAUAAUACUCUUUUCUUGUACUCAUACAAUGGAACAAUAAUAUUACACAUACUCACAUAUAAUAGUGUUUAUUAUAUUUGCAAUAAAAGUGGCAAUAGAUUGGUUAUCAGAUGAUUUGACUAUAACAUUAUCUGCUACUAUAGUGAUUUUAUUUAGUACAUUUAAUUCAAUGAAUAUGAGUGUGAUUCCAAUAAUAUUGUACAAUAUCUGUUAUUUGAUUUAACUCAUUGUAAGAAUAUUGAUAGUUGUAACUUCAACAGAUUUAAGUACUUCUCAUGGAAUAUAUUCUCAAAGUAGAGUGUCUGUAUAUGCAGCCAGUACUUAGAUACUAUUAGUUGUGAGUAUAACAAUAAGAUUUUUAUUCAGUUAUUACAAAUCUAUUAAACAUAGAAGAAAUGAUUAUUUAGCAAAAUAUUCAAUUGAAUAAGAUAAUGUAGCUGCCUAAGACAUAUUGAGUAUAUUAGUUCCUAGAUUUGUGAGAUAACAGAUAUCUACAGGGAUAUAUUCAAUGUAAUAAGCUUAAGAUGAUGUUUCAAUAUUAUUUGCUUACAUUUGUGAUUUUGAUACUAUAAUGAAAGAGGAAGGUAAAAAUGUAGUUUUGAUGUUGGAUUCAUUGUUUAGAUUAUAUGAUAAUUUAUGUAUACAACAUGGAGUACAAAAAAUUGAAACUGUUGGAUAUACAUAUAUGGCUGCAACAGGUAUCAAAGCAUGUGAAUAAAAUAUGACUGCUCAUGUAACAAGAAUAGAAAAAACUAUGAGAUUAGUUAAUAUGGCUUUUGAUAUGAUGUAAUAAGUAUAAGGUAGAAAAUAUGGAAAAGGUAAUCAAAUUGAAAUGAAGAUUGGUAUACAUGUUGGACGUGUAAUUGCAGGAGUUAUUGGUCAUCAUAAACCAUAAUUUUCAUUGAUAGGAGAUCCUGUAAAUUAAACCAGUAGAGUGGGUUCAACAGGAGAUACAGGAGCAAUUACACUCAGUGAAUAGGCAUUUAAAUAGGCAAAACAUGGAAUUAAAUACUAUUAGAAGAAAUAGAAGGAGGCAAAAGGUUUAGGAAUUAUUGAUACUUAUUAAGUAUUUAAGACAAAACCAAUAGGUUAUUAAAUACCAAGAGCAUUUUAAUUAUGGUAGAAUUGUGCAAAGGUUGUAGUGAAAGAAUUAAGAUAGCAUAGAAGUUCACGUUAAAUUCAAACUAAAAAGUAAGGAUAAUUCUUAACCUAAUUACAUAAUUCAAUAUACCAAGACAAUUUGAAAUAAUCAAAUAGACUUGAUGUUUCUCCUAAAGGACCAUAAACAGUUUAAUUUUUAAUACCUUAAGGAUCUGCUCAAGAAGAAAAUAGAUCUAGAUUAACAAUUCCAGCACAACCACCUGAGCAAAUAUUAACUGAAGAUUCUAUAUUGAUUACAAAUGAAUAGGAAGAGAGAGAAUUAGAAUUGAUUAAACCAAAUAUUAUAUUGGAUAUACCAGAGAAUGAAAUAAAAUCCAAUUUUUAUUAAAUUCUUAAAGAAUAAAAUGUUGAUGAAUCUAGAGUAGGUAUGAUCUUUUUAUGGGUCACUUAUUUUGUAAUUACUUUGUUAUCAAUAAUAGUUCGUAAAUUGUUUAAUCAUGAUUUGUUGAUCUUUGUAUUGAGAGUAAUAGAUUUAUAAAUAUUAAUAGGCUAUUUUCCUGAUUUUAGCAUUUGUUCUAUUCCCAAUUUUGUCAAAAGCAUAUAGAAAUAGAGCAGUUAAUACUAUGUAUUACAUUGUACUUAUAUAUGCUAUAUUCACUGUACUUUUCUAGGCAUAUUUAACUGAUAAUAGAGAAGUUGCAAUAAUUUGUUUAUUAGAAAUACUUUAUAUAAUGAUUGUAACUUGUUAGAUGAAAAUGUUCUCUUUUUUGUAAGUGAUACUAUAUAUGAUAAUCAUGUUUGCAUUAUUCUUAGGAUUUUACAUUUCAACUGAUUUAAUUACUCAUUAUGCAAUAUUUUAUAUUUGUUGUUGCAUGCUUAUUCUAUUACUAGGAUAUUAUCUUGCAAUGAGUGAACAAAUAUAAAUGUUUAACAAUUUAUAAAUAAAUGAAGAAAAGAAAGUCAAAUAAAUAAAUCUAGUAAGUUAAUUAUUACCUAUGCAUUCCUAUCUUAAAAUGAAAAACAGUUCCAUCUAUGAUAAAAGUGACUUUAUAGAUGAGUUUGAUGAUGUUACUCUUCUCUUUGCUGAUAUCAAAGGUUUCACUGAAUAUUCUCAUACUCAGACUCCUGAAGGUGUAGUAACCAUGUUGAGAAAUCUCUUUACUGAAUUCGAUAAACUUUGUUAAAGAUAUAAUGUCUACAAAAUGUAUACUAUAGGAGAUUGUUAUGUUGUUAUGGGAUUCACUAAUAGUGCAAAACGAAAUGUAUUUACUCUUUUUAUAUUUUUUUAGCCUAUUCAAGAAGCCAUUAAUACAGUUAAAAUGGGAUUCCAAAUGGUAGACAUUAUAAUGUCUGUUAGAUAGAAAAUUAAAUUUGAUAAAUUGAAUAUGAGAAUUGGUAUACAUACUGGAUAGGUAACAGGAGGUAUUAUAGGUACUGAUAUUGUUCGAUAUGAUAUCUAUGGAAAAGAUGUUUCAAUUGCUAAUAAAAUGGAGAGUAGUGGAGUAGAAGGAAGAGUCUAAAUUUCUGAAACCACUAAAUUAAUGAUAGAAAGAGCUGGAAAACAUGCAUUCAAUUUUAAAUUCCAUCAUGUAAUAUAUUCAUUUUCUAUUUUAGGAUGUUGAAUUGAAUAAAUUCAAUAUGAAUAUUAAAGGAUUUCUAGUUGAUUGGGAUAAAAGAAGAGAAGAAGCUAGUCUAGAUCAAUACAAAUCACCAAGUCGCCAUUAAUGA